This is a messenger RNA of Engraulis encrasicolus (European anchovy), 2453 nucleotides long. It is a transcript of the gene rpap2, whose product is annotated as RNA polymerase II associated protein 2. Gene Ontology annotation, molecular function: RNA polymerase II CTD heptapeptide repeat phosphatase activity; RNA polymerase core enzyme binding. The transcript has a single exon. The coding region runs from base 105 to 1811 and encodes 568 amino acids. Gene Ontology annotation, cellular component: nucleus; cytoplasm. The record is from RefSeq and is a predicted model, not a curated record. Lineage: Eukaryota; Metazoa; Chordata; Actinopteri; Clupeiformes; Engraulidae.
GUAACUACUACGUCAUCAGAAAGGGACAGGAUAUCGUCUGUACGCCAGAAACUCGGCUGGAUUACUUUGACGGUCUCUGAACGGUCUAUUUUCACAAGAUAAAGAUGGACAGCGCCGUGACAACAAAGAAACCCACUAAAGGUAAACGAGCUUCAUCUAAAACGGACGCCCUGGAGGCUAAAAAGCGAGAGUUCCUAAAGGAGAAACUGAGAGAGAAACUGGAACAUGAGCGAAGAGCACUACAAGUGGUGGAGCGUCUUUUGGACAGUGCUGUGUCCGAACACAUUCUCAUUCAAAGUGCACGCUUGAUCACUGUUGAUAACUACAGCGAUAUUAUAGAAGAAAGGUCUAUCGCGAAACUUUGUGGUUACCCCAUUUGUCCAAACGAACUUUAUAAUGUGCCCGGACAGAAAUAUAAAAUUUCCACUAAGACAAACAAAGUAUACGACAUCACAGAACGAAAAUGCUUUUGCUGCAACUUCUGUUAUAAAGCAUCGAAAUGGUUUGAAGUUCAGAUAUCGAAAACACCCCUGUGGCUAAGGGUACACGAGAACAUUCCUGACGUGAAGCUCAUGGCAAAGGAAGAUGGAGGCAGUUCUGGGCUUGAAGUGAAGUUGCUGGAUGGGCCAUUGAAAGAAGCUGAUAUUGAAAAUCCUGGGCCCCCAGAACCUCGUGAUCCCUCCGAUGAAUUUUACAUGAAUAAUGAAGAGGGUCCACAGAGUGAUUUUAUCUCCACUGCCAUGGCCAAGUGCAAUCUCAGGGUACGCUUUGGGGAGACUACACAAGUCUCUUUUGAAAAAGAGGCUGAAGUUGGACAACCAAGACUUGAACUCGAAUAUCACCGAAAUCCAUCUGAAACAGGGGCUCUCCAAGGCUGCUCCAUACCUACUCCCUCUUCUGCAAAUGAUGGACUGUUGAUUUUGGAGAAAAACACACAAGCAGAUGACCAUGAAUUUGAAAAAGCUUCAUUUAAUCCAUCUUCAGAAAAACCUUCUCCUCAGGCCUCCACAAGCCUUGCACAUACACCGGAUGGCACUGACCCAAAUGUAGCACAAGCCGGAAUGUCCAAAGCACACAUGGAGGGAUCACCAGGCCAGGCUCAACGCCCAAGAACAAAAAGAACAGACACAAAGGCAACCAAGCUCAGUCUAAUGGAGGGCUUGAGACUGGCCCUCCUGGACUGGAAGACGGAGGAAACCAUGGAGCUCCUGCAUGGCUCUGACUCUGACACAGCAGAUCUUAACACUUGUCAGCGUGGAACAGAAGAGAGCUCGGUAGGUGUGCUGAAUUCUACUCCGACGACAGGAAACCCUGACGACACAACUCCGGAUACUAGGCCUACUUCUUCAGUGGACACCCCUGCAUCGGAUGUUCAUUCCAAGAAAUGCAGCACAACCCUCAUCGAAGGUCACGACCUUCCUUCCAAGGACUCCAGGAGCCCUGCCUUGCCACUGGUGGACUGCCACUCUCAGCAUGCCAUUCGGAAAGGCAUCGUCGUGGAGAAGCUCUGCAGAAGCCUGAAGAACAUUCUAGGUCCCUUGAGGCUCACCAUGACGGAGGUCUCCACCAACUUCAAUUACUUGGCCAGGACGUUCAGCCUCAGCAGCACCAACAUCAUCCACAAGGGGCCGGUGUGGACGGUGCUCGCCGUGGUGCUCCUGCAUGUCCUGGUGGAGGUGUCUCCAGCUGUGAGGGACAGCUUGGCCCGUCCUUCGUCAAAGGAGUCCAUUGCAUCUCUGCUGAAGGAAUUGCACCUGACAGAUCAGGAUCUACAAAGCCUUGUGCAGUUGUUCUGUCAGGAUGCACAAUGACACUGGUCAUGUUGUGUAUGUGACCAGAAUGUGGACUGUUGAUGGAGAGAAUUAGUUGGAAAAAUGGUCUUUAAGUGACGAAUAUAUGUCACAAAUCUUUGUCAACCCAUGCAAUAAUAAAAAUGUAUUAUGGAAACAGCGGUACUGAGUUAUUCAUAACAUGUUUUAUAAGAAUAGUCAUCAUUUCCACAAUUACAAUACUAAAACUGUCUGAUCACAUUUCAUAUCUCCAAUAUCAACAUCCAUCUAAAGUGCUUAGAGAUUACUGUACAUACAAACAUUCAUGUGUGCCCAAUAAUAUAUUAUGAGCAGAUAAGGAUGAAUAAAUAUACUGUGGUUCAUUAAAAUCCCAGGAUGAAGUAAGUUCAUGUCAUCUAUUAAAGUCUCACACCUCCACGGCAAUGCUGUAUAGUACAGUCCACAGUCUUUGUUGACAGUUUUUGUCAGUUCAAAAGUCAAAACAAAAAAGAAGCUGUAUAUAAAAUAUAUGCACAGACUUGUGUACAGUCAAACCUUUAAAAUAAAUAGUAGCAUAACAAAAUAUAUAUAUAUAUAUAUCAAUUCAUUGCCUAUUUCACAGAGAAAAAAAAAGAUCUGACUUCUGGCUGAAUCAUGCCAUUGUCACACCUAAAGUGUCCUUGG